AGAAGACUGAAAUAAAAUAAUAAUCCAAGGAGUCUAUUCACAAUAGUGCUAAAACUACUAGGAAAAUAAUGCUGGCGGACGUUGAUGUUUUUCUAACAAACUAUACAAUAGUGGAUCCAGAAAUCUAUGGAUUGUGGAUAGAAGGAUAUACGUCAACAGAAGCAGUUUGCUACUUGAAGCAAAAAGGCUUUGGCCAUUUAAUGGGUGUUCACAUCGAUCUGAUAACAUCUGAUGUUUUGGAUCAUUAUCGGACAUAUUCGUUGAUUGAACGUCUAUUGCAUAGUCCCAUCAAAUUGGUGGAACAGUCAUGUUUUCAAUUGCAGCCAGAGACACGCGAUCUAAUCAUUGAAAAGUACUACUCCAUUGAUGAUGCAGUGGCACGUGAAAUAUUGGGUAAAAAGCUAUCGUCACGUUAUCGCAAAGAUUUGGAUGAGGUGGCCGAAAAGACAGGUGUGAAAUUGAAAUCAGUAAGGAGACAGUUUGAUAAUGUCAAGCGCAUCUUUAAAGCAGUGGAAGAGCUGCCGGGCAAUAUUACUAAUAACAUUAAACAAUUAUUCUCCAUAUCAGAAGAGUUGGCCAAAAAAUACGCCUCCAUUGUAUUUCUGGCCUGUUUACGUUUUGAAACCUCCAAGAAGAAGUUGCAAUAUUUAAGUUUUAGUGAUCUGUUUGCCUGCUCUCAGGCUGUCAUGAUCUAUUGGACCUAUACUUAUCAACAUUCCGGUCCAGAGUAUUAUGACACAGAAAUGGAUAAGGAAUUUUUACUUGACUUACGGGAACUGAGAUGUCUGCUGGAUAAGGAGAAGGAAAUUAAACACUUGGUAUGUUUGCGCUUGAAACCCAUUCUGUUGGAGAGAGCUUUCCAUGAAUUGGAUAACAAUUUCCGCUCAUACUGGCGUUCUUUAAUUAGCAUUGCCUGUAAUUUACAUCGCACACGAGAACUACGAGAUCUAUAUGUUGAUCUGUGUGAGAAAUUGGUAGAACCAUGGCGUCAAAAUGCUUGGGCCAGGGAGCAUGUGAAUAAAUUUUUGGCUGCUAUAACUCAAAGCGUUUUAGAUUUGGAAAUAUCAAGAGAUCAAGAGACACGCUGCCUAUGGGAUCGUUAUAUGCAAGUUAUCAGUAUAUGUUUAGAUAAAAUGUAUCAUGUUUAACUCAAUUCCUAUUUUUUUAUGUUUAUUACAUAUUUUUUUUUUUAAUAUGUUUUUUUUAUGGUUUGUUUCCUGUAUUAGGCCCUUUUUGUUAUCUACUAAUUACAAACAAAAC
This is a messenger RNA of Musca domestica (house fly), 1260 nucleotides long. RefSeq names its product acidic fibroblast growth factor intracellular-binding protein (gene Fibp). NCBI's taxonomy places the organism in Eukaryota, Metazoa, Arthropoda, Insecta, Diptera, Muscidae. The transcript has 8 exons. Gene Ontology annotation, cellular component: nucleus. The record is from RefSeq and is a predicted model, not a curated record. Bases 69 to 1148 code for a protein of 359 amino acids.